Daldinia decipiens is the source of this 942-nucleotide messenger RNA. RefSeq names its product ribosomal protein S16, mitochondrial. Gene Ontology annotation, cellular component: mitochondrial small ribosomal subunit; ribosome. Gene Ontology annotation, molecular function: structural constituent of ribosome. Gene Ontology annotation, biological process: mitochondrial translation. The record is from RefSeq and is a predicted model, not a curated record. The transcript has 3 exons. Bases 151 to 513 code for a protein of 120 amino acids. NCBI's taxonomy places the organism in Eukaryota, Fungi, Ascomycota, Sordariomycetes, Xylariales, Hypoxylaceae.
AACGGAGAAAACAGUUUCCAGAUCCGCCAAAAUUAUUGAAUAGGUUCCAUCCAUCCAUCUGUAUGGAACCUUAUCGCAUGCGACACCAAAAAUACAAUCAAUCGUAAGUCGCAGUCGACCUACAAACCACAAAACGGCACUGCGAUCAGGAUGGUAGUGAAGAUUCGUCUUGCGCGUUUCGGGCGCAAGAACUCUCCUUUCUACAAUAUUGUAGUCGCCCAUGCGAGAACGGCACGAAAUAGCAAGCCACUCGAGGUCAUCGGCACAUACGACCCGAUCCCGAAGCCUGACCCAUAUGACGACUCGGGAAAUUUGCACAAAGACAUCAAGCUGGACACACUAAGAGCUAAGUAUUGGAUCGGUGUUGGUGCGCAGCCCACAGAUACUGUUUGGAGACUAUUAUCAAUGGUCGGUAUCAUGGAACCAAAAUAUCGAAAUACCGAACCACGGACUCCGCCCCCCAUGCCGCGUGAGAUCCAAGGCGAUUCAAAACCCCAAGAUCCGACAAAUUAAGAAUUUCUAUAUGCUCGUAUAGAAAGCGCAUCGCGCCUCGUAACCUCAGUAUGGGGCAGUAAUAUCAAGAAGAGAGAGCAUAUAAGGUCGACUUGCACGAUUUUAUCCUCUUUUUAUAACAAAGCCAGGCCCUUAGACCUGGAAUAUGCCCACUAAAACGGUAGCUCAACCUAGCAUGUAUAUAUUAGAAAGCAGGAGGGCUUACUCUUCGAUGUGUAUGUCUUCGAAGAUUGUAUGACUACCAUCUCAGGUACAAUGCCCGCCGAGGCAUCUGAGCCAUCUAGAUGACAAAACAACGAAAAGAAAUGAACCAAAUACUGCACUCGCUGGUCUACUUUUAAAUGCGUUGCCAAGUGCGAUAAAAUACCAAUAAAUAUCAUAUCUGUUGACUCAUCUACUAAGUCAACAAGUUCGAAAUUAAACAUUGAC